UAUGCACUAUUAAUAAGCGAAUACCUCAGGAAAAUGAUAGUCAGAAAUCCAAGCGCUUUCGUCAUUACUCAGGCAUUGUCAAGGAGCUAAUGAAGUAAUUGGAGAGAAAGGUCUCAGGUACAAAACAAGAUCAAGAAUACCAGAUGGUUAAUUGUCAAAAGGGUAAAAAUUAGAAAAGAUAAUCCAGGAUUAUCGGAUAUCACACGGUCACAAACCUAAACAGAUUUGACCCUAACCGAAAUUACAAAGUAUCUUUACAGUCCAAAACAUGUAAAAACUGAAAAUAUUAAUUUUGUUUCUUAUAUUUAUCUACAACUUUUUUCAUUAUGAAAGCAUCAAGUUUAAAUAAACCAAGACUUAAAUUUAGAACAUUUCUAUUAUUUGACUUGAUGAAACAAGAUUCAAUGAUAUUCCUUUUAACUGUGUCAUAACAUGGGAUUAAGGCUCUUACUUGACUCUAUAUAGUUAAUAGGAUGGUCUAAAUCUCUCAUAUGUAUGAAUAAUGCAUUCGAUAUUUGCCCAGUUCUCACAGAAUAUUGAUGCUGUUUGAGACGUUGUGAAAGAGAUUUACCGGUUCAGAUGUAGGUAUUCAAACAAAAUGACAUUGUAAUUAUACUCAUAGCUAUCACUGCAAUGAUUAUAAUGACGCAGGGAGCACUCAUGAACUGCCGACCUACUUGUAUGCUUCACUUAUAUCUAAAGAAUCAUAAUAAUGCAACAAGCAACGUCCUUAUCCAUUAAGUUACUUCCUGUGAAUAGCAUUCUUUCCGUACUCACCCCCUCUCCUCCUAUCCCAUUCCAUCAUACUACAUCCCUCACAAUCUACGCCUAAUCGUCUUAUGUGCAGACGAACCACGGUAUAGAACUAGAUAUUAUCUGGACCGCGCAACGAACAUUCUUAUUACACAAGUGCGACGGCGCCGCUGAUUCGGGCACUGAAGUAAUGUGCAAUUUGGCGACUGGUGGGUCGCAUAACUGAAAUCUAUAUGAAACAAAACCAAAUGGAUGUAUGUGAAAAGACAAAUACAGAAGAGUGAACUGAACUGACCACUAUUAUUGCAAUCCCGUUAGACCCCAAUUAAAGAGGGUAAUAAGUAUCCCACAAGUAUGAUGAUGUCCAAGAGUAAGAUGACGUGCGAUUAUUUACCAUAAGGGGAACAUCAAAUAGAAGGAAUACAAAGGAAAUUUUUUUCUCUCUCUCGUAAAUGACUUUACAUUGCAGUUUCGAAUCCUUCAGAGAAAUCAUCCAGAGUUCCAUAUUGAUUGUGAAUCAUUUUACACCACAGUCCGUUCGCAAUUUAUCCUUCAUCUGGCAGCACUCCCCAUUAAGCUGGGGCAGUUGGUUGCCGAGAGAGUUGAUAUUUUCUAGUACUAGUCACAGUUCACAGGGUGCAGCGUACAAAUACACUAAGACGCCACUGAGAUGACUGAGGAAAUACCACUGGCCAGCGGUCACCUUGGACGAUGUCUUCACGGCAAGAAAGCAGAAGACCAGAAGCGGAUGUGGAGAGGUAUAACAAGCGGGUUAGUUCGCCUGCAUCCCGACAGAUGGCUUUAUCCUUCAGAUUAUCUACGUUUUGCAAACAGUAUUUACAAUUUUAAGUUCAGGACGGACGACGUGCUGGUGAUGACGUGGCCCAAAUGCGGCACAUCAUGGGUGCAGGAGAUAAUAUGGACCAUGAAGAACAACCCAAAUCUGGACAAUCCAGAGCAAUCUACGGCAAUCAGCAUGAGAGUCCCUUUCUUGGACAAAUUUUCCAUUCCAGUUGUGAUAUGUUCCUUCAAUCCGAAUUCCUCCCUCCUCCCAGCGAGGACUCGUGUGCUGCAAAGUAUUUCUCAAGAAUGUGUCCGGGGAAAGACCCCAGUGACGGCAACACCGAAACCGAGGGCAAUCAAGACCCACUUGCCCUUUUCUCUCUUUGGGCCCUCGUUGAUUGACACGUCAAAGGUCAUAUACAUGGCGAGGCACCCCAAAGACAUCGUGAUAUCCUACUACCAUCACGUAUGUCUUUUCAAAUCCAUGAGCUACUCCGGAACCUUCGAUCAGUUUUUUGAGGCCUUCAUCAACGACGACUUGGUCUACGGACCCUACUGGCUGCACUUGAAAGAGGCGUGGGAGAAGCGAGACCAUGACAAUCUCCACUUCAUGCUCUACGAAGACUUAAAAGCAAAUCCCCUCCGGGAGCUGAGAAACCUGGACACAUUCCUUAGCACUGGACUUUCAGCUGACCAGCUCGAAAAGAUAUGCAACUACACGCACUUCGAUCAGAUGAAACAAAGAAACAACCUCUGGGAAGACAUCGGCAUAGAGGACAAUGUCUACAACAAAGACUUUGCAAAGGAACACGGAGGCUUCUUUAGAAAAGGUGAAAGCAACUCUUGGCAAUCGAGACUGACUCCUGAACAGAACCAGAAGAUGGAUGACUGGAUUGCUAAGAACCUAACCCCUCUUGGAAUUGAAUUCAGAGGGCAAGGAGUUUAAUGGAAUUGCAAAACCUUCUUUGUCCAGCAAAAGUUAAUGAACAAAGUAUCAAAAAAUAAAGUCAAGCUGUUAGUGAAUUUAAACUGGUUCAAAUGAGAAACUUCAGAACAGCUGUUUGCAUUUACACCACAAAACAACUACCAGCGAGUAGAAUUAUUCACUGACAUUCUCAGAUACCGGUACUUCAUCAUACUUGCGUAAGAGUUUGUCACAUGACUUUCUCAUACUUCUUCACUGUUCAACAAAAUUAAUGGCAUUCAGUAUGUUGAUUCCAUACUAACACAUACGUGAUGAAAUCAUCUACACAGCUGGUACAUCGUUAUUGUAAUGUGCAAUGCCAUUCAUUUUCUCUCUUGCUACGGCAUGUUCUAAAUUAAAAUUUCGUAAUUUGUGGGCAAUGUAGAUAAUUAUAUGCAGUUACUCAAAAUAAUAUAUAAUUAACUUUAGCUUUGCAUAACUGAUACCAUUGCCGAACUACUACUUAGUCAAAACUGCUUUUGUCAGUUUUCUAUGGUAAUACCAAAGGCAGAGUUGCUUUUAUCAUACUCUUUAGGUUAAAAUACUUGCAUAUUUACUGUAUUUUAGACUAAAUUACCAAUUAUAGCUAAGAGCCACGGGAUACUUGUUUUGAUCGUUGUCCUCUUAAUACCGAAUAGAUUGGAAAGCCAACUUUUCUCUUGCGUUCAAUUUGUACUUGAAUCACGGUUCAACUUAACUAUCAGCACGCUUACAGUUCAACUUAACUAUCAGCACGCUUACAAUGUUAAUCCUAAAUAUUCUGGAUAAUCUUGCAACAAUUUUUAAGACUAGUCUCAUAUUACUUGUAAAAUUUAAGAAUAAAGGCACCAACCAUGAUUUAACCAUGUGUAGCCAUCUCCCAGACUUUCCUUCAGAAAACAUCAAAUAAAGAGGAUAGCCUAUCAACUCUUUCAAUGUUA
Messenger RNA from Macrobrachium nipponense, 3420 nucleotides. RefSeq names its product sulfotransferase 1C4-like. Gene Ontology annotation, molecular function: sulfotransferase activity. The record is from RefSeq and is a predicted model, not a curated record. Gene Ontology annotation, biological process: sulfation. The coding region runs from base 1424 to 2482 and encodes 352 amino acids. The transcript has 8 exons. Gene Ontology annotation, cellular component: cytoplasm. NCBI's taxonomy places the organism in Eukaryota, Metazoa, Arthropoda, Malacostraca, Decapoda, Palaemonidae.